UGUAAGCUGGAUUUGGCCCAGUAUUACGCCAGACCAGGCGGGGGUAAGCCAGAUUAACCAGGGCAGUGCCAGAAUAUGCUUGCUUUCGACCGCGGAUAGAUCAGGGCCGAUGCUGAAUUCAACCUCCCAGGAGUUGUAUCCUAACAAUCCGUUGUGGCCGAGCAAGUGGCCCUACGAGCCUGGUGAUUUCCGGCGCAGGGACGAGAGCGACGACAGCAAUUUCUACAGUGUCCCACGCCUAGUGACGCACAUCGACGACGACGCCAUCGGCUCUAUUCAGGACUUCUACGCGCUGCAGUUUGCGCAGGCGCCGCAGGGGGAGUACAGCGUCCUGGACAUCUGCAGCUCCUGGAUCAGUCACUACCCCGAGGGCCUUCGACGAAGCGGGUUGCGAUCACCGGCAUGAACGAGUACGAGCUUGCUGCCAAUAAGCAGGCAACGGAGCACGUCCCGCGCAACCUCAACAUCGAGCCAAGGUUGCCUUAUGGCGACGGCGAGUUUGAUUUCGUCACCAACGUCGUGAGCGUCGACUACCUCACUAAACCGCAGGAGAUCUUCGCGGAGAUGCACCGCGUGCUCAAGCCAGGAGGCGUCGCCAUCAUGUCGUUCAGCAACCGUUGCUUUUUUACGAAAGCCAUCAAGGUGUGGGUCGCGGACAUGAACGACGGCCCAGGCCAUUGCAGGAUAGUCGGCAAUUAUUUCCACUUUAACCCGCUGGGCGGCUGGCGAGACAUCUCCUCGGUGGACAUCACCAGGAUGAUGGGACCCCAGGCCAGAGCAACCCGAUGUGGGUGGUGACGGCAGUGAAGGCAUAGGCCCCCCGGAGCCCCCGCGGCCCCCGCCCAGGGGACGGUAGGGGCGGCCCGCCGCGGCCCCAGUUCUCGCUCCCCCUCUCCGCUCCGCCCCCCCCUCCCUCCCCAGGACGCCCCUGUCUGCGGUCUGCGGGGCGAUGGGAAGACAUCGAGGGCACCGGUCCCCACCCGAAUGUCCCCCUUCGUGGGAGGAGACGCAGCAUGGCUCCGCGCCCCCCCCCCGCUGGACGCCCACUCGGCGGAGCGAGGGAGAAAG
Molecule: messenger RNA, 1068 nt
Organism: Prorocentrum cordatum
Lineage: Eukaryota; Dinophyceae; Prorocentrales; Prorocentraceae
Source: the annotation of a GenBank genome assembly